This is a messenger RNA of Penicillium subrubescens, 1248 nucleotides long. RefSeq lists its product as uncharacterized. NCBI's taxonomy places the organism in Eukaryota, Fungi, Ascomycota, Eurotiomycetes, Eurotiales, Aspergillaceae. Gene Ontology annotation, biological process: regulation of DNA-templated transcription. The transcript is spliced from 2 exons. Gene Ontology annotation, molecular function: DNA-binding transcription factor activity. The record is from RefSeq and is a predicted model, not a curated record. Bases 1 to 1248 code for a protein of 415 amino acids.
AUGGCACGGAAGGCGGCCACUAAGGUACCCGUUCCUCCUACGCUGGGCGAGGACGCCGCGGAGCGCAAGCGCGUGUUGAACAUCUUAGCACAAAGAAGAUAUCGGAAGAGGAAGAAGGAGCGCCUGCAAGCGCUAGAGUCUCGGGCUAAAAGCUCCGCGCUUCCUAGUGAUACUGUCUUGUCUGAUCAGCAUGACAGUCAAUCCAGUGGGACCUCGUCAAAGACUGGCAUGGUUGUGCAUGAGACGUCGAAGAAUAUCGCUGAAGAGAGCGCCUUUACUACCUCUAAUAAUACCCGUCUUGUGGAUCUCACAGACCUCAAUUUCAACUAUAUGGAUGCAUCCGUCAACGGUGGCUUCAGUAACGCCGAAUCGAACAGCGAUCAGUACACUACAAUAUGGCCCAAGUCUCGAGGACUAACCUCUUCUAACUUGCAAACAUCAGCGAUUUUCGACCCAGACACAUCGCUUGCACUUCCAGCCUCGACUGUGGGGGAUACCUUCUGGGGUCAAUUGGCAGAGAGCUUUGAUUGGAACUUGGAGUCUCACGGUCUUGAUAAUAUCGAGAAUCACCUUGCAGAGACACUGCCGCUGAAUAUAGACGGCACAUACGAUUUAUCCGCUGAGCUCCAGGCCGACGAUACUUCAUUCUUCACAUUUCCGGAUGAUCGAAUACUCGAAGUCCCUUCCCUGACUUUACUCAAUGCUGCUGUGAAAGUAGCACAGCGCUUGAACAUCCACGGCUUGAUUUGGGACUUCACUGCUGUCAGUCCAUUCUAUAACCCCGCCAGCUCAAAUAACUCCAUCUCGUCGCCUCCCUCUCUGCAAUCCGGUCUAUCAACCUCGGCAACAUCGCCCGCAAGCUCAGUCGAUCUGACCGAACUUCCAUCCCACUUGCUUCCAACGCGUACUCAGCGCUUGAUUCCUCAUCAUCCGAUUAUUGACCUUCUUCCUUGGCCGAGUACUCGGGAUAAGCUGAUCCAAGUGUUCCAUCUCCCUGUCAGUCUACGGCCAGAGACCGCUCGGGAUCCGAUGGGUCUCCUUCGAUUGGUGUAUGAUAUGGAAGACGGAGGUGGCGAAGGGAUGAGGAUUAGCGGUGAUGAUCCCUUUGAGCCAUCUGUUUGGGAGAUAGGACAGGUUGUCUUUGAGAGAUGGUGGUGGGCAUUUGAGAUCAGUGUAGUGGAAAGAAGUAAUCGGGCUCGAGGGAAUCGAGGAGAGAGUAUAUUAUCACUGGAAGGGCACGACUCAUGA